Molecule: messenger RNA, 1293 nt
Organism: Limanda limanda (common dab)
Lineage: Eukaryota; Metazoa; Chordata; Actinopteri; Pleuronectiformes; Pleuronectidae
Product: beta-1,3-galactosyl-O-glycosyl-glycoprotein beta-1,6-N-acetylglucosaminyltransferase-like
Exons: 4
Coding region: 1-1293 (430 amino acids)
Cellular component (GO): membrane
Molecular function (GO): beta-1,3-galactosyl-O-glycosyl-glycoprotein beta-1,6-N-acetylglucosaminyltransferase activity
Source: RefSeq, a predicted model, not a curated record
AUGAGGCUCCUGAAACGAGGCAGGAUUCGACUGCUCCUGAAGCUCACCAUUGCACUGGGAUCACUAUCGAUCCUCUCCCUACUAACUCGCAGUAAUCCAGUCUGGAAUCCCAGCUCCGUUCUCAGGUAUAGCUGGUUGGAGCAUACAGACUCUGAUGACAGCCCAGAGAAAGUGUGCAACUGCUCAGCUAUCCUGAAGGGAGAGAGGGAGGCACUGGAGCAGGCCAAAUUACUGACCAGCAACCAAGACUUCCUCAAGAGUGUUCACAUCCCUGAUGAACAUUACAUGAAUGCAACCGAAGACUGCAGUGCAUUCAAAUUAAGAAGAAAAUACUUUACAUCUCCGUUGAGCCAGGAAGAAGAGGACUUCCCCCUGGCAUACUCUAUGGUUGUGCAUCACAAGGUGCAGAGCUUUGAGAGACUGCUGAGAGCCAUCUACGCACCUCAAAAUAUAUAUUGUGUCCAUGUGGACAAAAAGGCAAAAUCCUCAGUCUUAUUUGCCAUCUGGGCAAUUACUGCCUGCUUCCCGAACAUCUUCUUGGUCAGUCAGCCUGUUGAUGUGGUCUAUGCGGCCUGGCCACGUGUCCAGGCUGACCUUAACUGUAUGGCGGAUCUCUAUAACACCAGCACAAAAUGGAAAUACUUCAUUAACCUUUGUGGCCUUGAUUUCCCUCUGAAAACCAACCUGGAGAUUGUAAGGACACUGCGUUCACUGAGUGGCAGGAACAGCUUAGAGUCAGAAAAAAUGCCUGCAGGAAAAGUGUGGAGAGUGAGAAAUGCACACGAAAUAAUAGAUGGAGGAAUCCAGAGGACAGGAAAGGCAAAGGAGCCUCCUCCCUUCAACAUAACUAUAAUGUCUGGAAAUGCCUACAUUGUGGUUAGCCGGGGCUUCAUCCGCAGUGUGUUGGAGGACCGCCGAGUGCUGGCACUGAUGGAGUGGGGCAAAGACACUUACAGUCCUGAUGAAUUUCUCUGGGCAACCAUUCAGCGAAUGCUCGGAGUUCCUGGCUCAACUUGGCCCCACAGCAAAUAUGACAUGUCAGACGUCAUUGCCAUCGCUCGCCUGGUGAGGUGGCAGUGGCACGAGGGGUCGCGGGAUUCACCGGACUCGGUGUACCCUGAUUGUCAAGGCAGCCGCGUCAGGUCAAUAUGCGUAAAUGGUGCCGGGGACUUAAAGUGGAUGCUCAAGCAGCCUCAUCUCUUUGCCAACAAGUUUGACAUAGACACAGACCCCGUUGCUGUCUACUGUUUGGAGAAAUAUCUAAGAAAAAGGGCACUUUCUGAGUUGCAAUAG